AUGAGUCGUUCUGUGCUCACGGCUUUCCCUUAGAGCCACGUGACCGUGUUCUAUAAAAAGAGAAGCGUGGUGCCUGCCGGAUUAGACUGUACGGGGAACAGCGGACGCCGUAACAAUGGCGUCGACGAGUCGUGUGGAUCCAAGGGUCACUUGUCCAAACCACCCUGAUGCCAUGCUUGUGGAAGACUAUAGAGCCGGAGACAUGAUCUGCUCUGAGUGUGGAUUAGUUGUAGGUGAUCGAGUGAUUGAUGUUGGGUCUGAAUGGAGAACUUUCAGUAAUGACAAGGCUACCAAAGAUCCAUCUCGAGUUGGAGACACUCAGAAUCCACUGCUAAGUGGGGGUGACCUGACUACAAUGAUUGGCAAGGGAACAGGAGCAGCUAGUUUUGAUGAAUUUGGGAACUCCAAAUAUCAGAAUCGCAGAACAAUGAGCAGUUCAGACAGAGCCAUGAUGAAUGCAUUUAAGGAAAUCACAACAAUGUCUGACAGAAUAAACCUCCCACGUAAUAUAAUUGAUCGGACUAAUAACUUGUUUAAACAAGUAUAUGAGCAGAAAAGCCUCAAAGGGAGAGCCAAUGACGCUAUUGCCUCUGCUUGUCUGUAUAUAGCAUGUAGACAAGAAGGUGUACCUAGAACAUUUAAAGAAAUCUGCGCUGUCUCAAGAAUCUCCAAGAAAGAAAUUGGCAGAUGCUUCAAGCUGAUCUUGAAAGCUUUGGAAACAAAUGUGGAUUUGAUUACAACUGGAGAUUUUAUGUCCAGGUUCUGUUCAAACCUGGGCCUGACCAAACAAGUACAGAUGGCUGCGACUUACAUUGCACGCAAGGCUGUGGAGUUGGACUUGGUUCCUGGACGCAGUCCCAUAUCGGUGGCAGCUGCUGCCAUUUACAUGGCUUCACAAGCAUCUGCUGAAAAGAAAACGCAAAAAGAAAUUGGUGACAUCGCAGGAGUGGCAGAUGUGACUAUCCGUCAGUCUUACAGACUCAUCUAUCCCCGGGCUCCAGACCUGUUCCCUGCAGACUUCAAGUUUGACACACCAGUUGACAAGUUGCCACAGUUAUAAAGUGACUCUUUCUGUUUUUUUUGAAUAGUUUUGUUUUUGGUUCCAGUUAUAAGUCUUGAUACUGAGCCUUCAGAUUUACAAUUGGAAAAAUCUGCUGCAGGUUUGUGAUAACAUUCCAAGACUAGUUUUGUAUGUGUAUAUAUCCUUGCAGGUUAAAUAUUUAAAAAUCUCAACGGUGUUCUUCAUUUGUUACUGUAUAUUGGCAAAUAUUUAACGGCUAAUAAAUCCUUUUCAGAAAGC
Rana temporaria (common frog) is the source of this 1300-nucleotide messenger RNA. It is a transcript of the gene GTF2B, whose product is annotated as general transcription factor IIB. The record is from RefSeq and is a predicted model, not a curated record. Lineage: Eukaryota; Metazoa; Chordata; Amphibia; Anura; Ranidae. Gene Ontology annotation, molecular function: TBP-class protein binding; RNA polymerase II general transcription initiation factor activity. Bases 116 to 1060 code for a protein of 314 amino acids. Gene Ontology annotation, cellular component: nucleus; transcription preinitiation complex. Gene Ontology annotation, biological process: transcription preinitiation complex assembly; transcription initiation at RNA polymerase II promoter. The transcript is spliced from 7 exons.